Brassica oleracea var. oleracea is the source of this 1625-nucleotide messenger RNA. RefSeq lists its product as uncharacterized. NCBI's taxonomy places the organism in Eukaryota, Viridiplantae, Streptophyta, Magnoliopsida, Brassicales, Brassicaceae. Bases 254 to 1480 code for a protein of 408 amino acids. The record is from RefSeq and is a predicted model, not a curated record. The transcript is spliced from 4 exons.
UUGUCACAUAUGUUUUGCUUCAAAGUUUUGCCCACUUUCUUCUUACUCAAUGAUUCUUUAGGAGGAGAGGUAACAUUUCUUAUGCCUUAAAAGUUGGUGAGACAUAUAACGGAAGAGGAGCAAUCAUCCAGAAGUUGAAGAGCUUAUAACCCAUAUUCCUUAUAGGUAAAACAGGUUUUGUAUUGAUUAGGAAUCUUUCUCGUGUGAAUAUCGAAGUUACUCCGGUUCUACAACGAGCAAAGCAAAGUAAAAGAUGGAGGGUGAUACUCCUGACGCUAAAAAGAAUGAAGAUCAGUUGAUGAAUGUGAACAAUGACGUGAGUCCUUCAAGCCUAAACAGCAUAUCAAAGUCGAGAAACUUGUUACAAAAGAAAGAUGGACGAUGCUUGGCGGUCUUGAGCAGCGGGAAGUAUUUACAGAUAUUUAAAAACAGCCCCAAAGUAUCAUGUAGUGACGAGUUCUCUACUUCUUCUCCAAGUCAUUUCUUGAGGAAACCAGGAGCAGACUCUAUUGCUGCUGAUCAAUCUCGGAAGGUAAUCUCUUUACCUAGUAACAACACCUUCUCGUCUCCAUCUAGAGACGAUUCUCAAGGAACCCUUCAGUUCACUAUGAGAGCCAAUGGAACGCCUCGUUUUGUUUUCAAGUUGGACAAUCAAAAAGAUGUUUAUGUAGCAAGCUUAAGCAGCAAGGCUGAUGACCAAAGUGUUUUAGAGUAUUCAUAUAUGAUUCAUCUGCAAAGAAGAGAAUCAUCAUCUUCUUCAUCAUCGCUUCUAGUUGGUAGAAUUAAGGUGUCAACCUUGUCCUCUGAUUCAUCGUUGAGUGAGAAAUUCAAAGAGAGAAGGUUUGUUUUGUUCAGCAACAAUGGUGAGCAUUCACAGACACCGUGUAAGAAGAAAAAUAGAGGAUUGUGUGAAAAAGUAGUCGGUGUGAUGAAGAACGAUGAGCAGAUGCAACAACCAAACUUUGAUCACGAGCAGGCGAAUCUACUGGAAAACAACCUUCCAACAAAUCUUGAAACGUUAGCUGUUGUUGUGAAACAAGAGUUUCUUGAAGAAGAAGAAGAAGAAACCGGAGGUUGGGGAUUGAAGUUCUUGAGGAAAUCUACGUUGGUACAAACUGAAAGUGGAAGUUCAAGAUCUAAGACAAGUAUUGAUGUUGUGUUUCCAUCAGGGAUUCACGGAGGGCCUGAAGAUGGGCCUUUGAGUUUGAUAGAGAGGUGGAAAUCUCAAGGAAACUGUGACUGUGGAGGAUGGGACUUGGGUUGUUCCUUAACCAUUCUUAAAGAAGGCCAACAACAAAAAGAUAAUCUGUUGGAGCUAUUCAUACAGAGAUCAAAACAUGAGACGAGUGUACUAAGGAUUGAGAAGCUUCCACGAGGACGCUACUUUGUUCAAUACCAAAAAUGGCUAUCUGCUUUGCAAUCUUUCUCGGUUGCUUUAGCAUUCAUACAUAGCCACAGAGCCAUCAGUUACGACCAUUGAAUCUAUAAUCAUCAUUAGUGUUUUAUAAUUAUUUUCAGCUUUUAGCAAAUAUUUCAAGACAAAAGUAGAAACCAUUGAUAGAUGUCUAUAUAACCAAAACAUUUGAAUGUCGUACAUAUUGCCAGAAAAUUAAAAAAAAAAAAAA